CCCUUAAUCAUAACACACACACACACACACACUCUAAUUACCAAGUUGACUAGAGCAAUAUAACUCAUCACUUAAUAUGGCCACCAAAAUCCUAAAGCUCACCCUAAUUCUCUCUUUACUCAUAUCUCUAGCCUUGUUUGUUUCAUCAAAUGAUGAUGAUAUAAAUCAUCAUGACAUGGAAGAUGAUGAUGAGGAUGAAGAAGAGUUCUAUGUUGUUGACACCUCAUCACAACAUCAUGGAUCAAGAAGUAGAUUCUUGGCAAAUAUAAUAAAGAAAGGAAAACAAUGUAACCUUGAGAGUAAUAAUGUAUGCAAUGGAGUUAAAGCAAACAAGGGAAGAGACUUACUUUUUUGUUGCAAGAAGCAUUGUCGCAAUGUUUUGAGUGACAAGAAUAAUUGUGGUGUUUGUGGCCAAAAAUGCAAUCAAGGACAAAGAUGUUGCAAUGGAGUUUGUACCAAUGUUUUGUCUAAUGUUCAUCAUUGUGGCAAGUGUAACAACGAGUGUUCAGCUGGUCAUUUGUGUGGGAAUGGCUUUUGUGGCUAUGCAUAAAAGGAAGUUACAAUGAUUUCACAUUGCAAUUGCGAUCAACUAUGACGUGAAUCGUUUAUAUUGCAGUAAAAUAAAGACAAAUGUAGUUGAUGCACACAAAAUUAUUCUUGAUAUUAGAAGUCUAUAAACUAUAUAAUUUGCAA
This is a messenger RNA of Cicer arietinum (chickpea), 693 nucleotides long. RefSeq lists its product as uncharacterized. Lineage: Eukaryota; Viridiplantae; Streptophyta; Magnoliopsida; Fabales; Fabaceae. The record is from RefSeq and is a predicted model, not a curated record.